AUGCCGCAAGAUUUACAUCCAUGGGAAGAAAAGGGAAAGACACUCCAGAACUGGCUUGAAGGUUCAGGUGAAACCAAAUGCCCCUACCCCAAAUCCACCCUCGAUUUAACAUGGCGUAGUCACCAGCAGGACUUUCUUGUCAAGCAAAAGCCGAAACCUCUCAAAUUAGCACUGCGUAAUGCUCUUGAGAUCAGCGAGCCAUAUUCCACAUUUCAGUCCAUCGAGAUCAACCAGCGCAACGAAGGGCCCGCAAUCUGGUGGAUCGGACGCGUUGGACAAGGAAUGAUCAUUGUUGACGAAAUGUUCCGAUCUACCAGGUCUGAAGACCCGUUCAUGUCAGAACUCACCAAGGCUGCCUAUCAGCGGGCAUUUUCUCUGGACACUCUCAAGUCGGUUGUCGUGGCUGAAAUUAACCAACGGGAUACCCUGCAGGCUGUCAAUCAUGUUUACAAGUCCCAGCGGCUUUCGAAUCCGUCUGAUGUACAGCAUACUUGGUACCCGUCUUCACCGGAAUAUCAGAUUCUUCUAGGUACUGGUGUUGGUAGAGUCGUUGCUGCCUUUGUUCUGUGUGCAUAUGGCCAACGCGCCAAGAAGAUCGUCAGCAUUGUUACUUUUUUUAUGAGUUCUGAUGUUCAUAAACUCUAUAUUCGGUUUGAGGUGGAUGAGAUUUGA
Molecule: messenger RNA, 672 nt
Organism: Penicillium nucicola
Lineage: Eukaryota; Fungi; Ascomycota; Eurotiomycetes; Eurotiales; Aspergillaceae
Exons: 1
Coding region: 1-672 (223 amino acids)
Source: RefSeq, a predicted model, not a curated record